GUGUCCCGCUGUAGGACAGUGUGUGUGAACUCGGGAGGGGAAGCGCUGUUAAAACUCCCAAGAUUUACACUCUGCCAUUUUGAGGAAAACCGGCCGACAUAAAGAGUACAGACAAACAUACGCGUCCAGGUCAUGGCCUGAAUACGAGAAGAAACGCUGUGAAAUAGGAGAAGGCCUCAGGGGGACAUUCAUCCCAACAAAGGAGGAAUUGUUGAUUUGAACAGGUCAUCAGUCCUCUACAGGCAUGUGUUCCACAAAUCACUCAAACUGGGUCACAUUUGAAGAUGACACCACACCACUCUCAUCCCCUCAGAAGCCCCAACAGUCACCGGAGCAUAUCAAAGCAGCAUUACCACGUCCCAAUGGGUUGAAAUUAGUUCUUCCUCCAAUCAGAGACACUUCCUGGAGCUUCAAUAGUUCUCUCGAAUCCCCUCAAAGCCACUCAAGUCUUAGUGGAAGUUCCUGUGUACCAUGUAACACACCAUUUUGCACUCCCGUGAGUGGGGUUCCUAGCGGUGCCUCCCCAUUUCACUCCAACACGUGGGAAAAGAACGACUUUUUUCGCAGUCUCUCGAGUACAUCUACCAUCUCUGCUCCCUCUCCUGCGCCAGAGGCCUUGCACCAAACCUCAGACGGACCAAGCCCCUUCCCUUCUUUCCAGGGAAACUCAGGACACUAUAACCCCUUCUGGGAUGGAUCUAGACACAGUGCAGAUGUCGACAGCUCCUCCUCAGACUCAGAAUCGGAAUCCCAGAGCAGCCUACCGCGUUUCUUCAUUCGGACCAAAGACGGCAGUGAGCCUCCACGUGACCAUCUCCAAAACUCUCUCUCCUACGUUUGCCACAAACUGGAAGGGCUAAAAGCAACGGAAGCAGAGACGGAAAAUGGCGGCGGGAGACGGCUAAGAUGCAAAAGUGAGGUGUUAAGCGAGGAUUCAUCUCAGUUUGUUCCCCGAGGGCUAUUUCGUAGCAAAAAGCGAGACGGCUGGUCUGUCUUGCUCCGGAUUCCGGAGAAAAAGAACCGCAUGUCCUCGCGACAGUGGGGGCCGAUCUACCUCCGCCUGUUGCCGGGAGGCGUGCUGCAGAUGUUCUACGAGAAAGGGCUGGAGAAGCCGUUCAAGGAGUUCCAGCUUCUCCCCCAAUGCAGGCUCUCAGAUCUUAAACUGGAAAGCUACGGCGAGCCCCGCAAAGUCCUCUCUGUCAAAGUGGAACAUUACUCGUACACAGAAAAGAAACGGUACCACCCCAAGCUGGAGGUUAGCCAUGAGGCGGAGGCAGAAGAGCUGCUGAAGUUUGGCUCCACAGCCCACGAAGACAUGGAGGACCUGGUCGUCUCCAUGGAGGAGGAAAUCUUUAAGUUGUGUUUGCACCACCAGCAGAGGCGGCACUACGAGGAGCAGGAGCUGUCGCUGCAGAUCACCGAUCAUAUCUGGGUACAACUAGAUAAGUUCGGCGAAGUCAUCGAGCGGACAGCCUUCACCCAGAUUCACUGUCUCUCUUUCCUCAACGGACUAGGGGAUUGUUUUCUCGCCCUGAACGAUCUCGGCCUGCUGCGCUUUGACUCCAGCUACGGGUCAGAGGAGGACGGCGAAGUGUGGAUGGAGAUCGCAGAUAGCCAUUUCCACAAAUGUGUGAAUGAGACAGAGUUUCAAAGGUCCCGGCUGGUAAAGUUUGCACCUCCCGAGGCCUGCAGGGUGGAGCUGAUGCGGUAUAAGACGGAGAUCCUGGGUUGCACAGAAAUUCCCUUCUCGGUCAAGGCCGUUGUCACAGUUCAAGGCGCCUACGUGGAGCUCCAGGCCUUUCUUAACAUGACAUCCACCUUCCCCUCCUUGGGGAGUGUGUCUGACACAAACCCUCUGUGUGAGAAUGUAGUGAUCCGUGUUCCGGUGCCAGGCGAAUGGGUCAAAGUCACGCAGACAGCGGCCUUGUUGCGGCAGAGGUCGCUGAAGUCCCGCAUGAACAGAAAUGCCUGCUUGGGUGCUGUCGGCGCUGCAGAUUCUCAGCCUGUCAUGCAGGUGACAAUCGGCACAGUCAAGUAUGAGAAUGUAUAUUCAGCCGUCGUGUGGAGGAUCGACCGACUGCCAUCAAAGAAUACGGCAGUGGAUCAUCCCCAUUCAUUUUCCUGCAAGCUAGAGCUGGGAUCUGAUCAGGAGAUCCCGAGUGACUGGUACCCUUUUGUCACGAUGGAAUGUGAAAUUAUGGGCGCAGUUGUGUCUGGAACCACGGUGAAGUCGCUGGGCACUGCCAACGACAUCCAGCCGCAGAAAAAUGUGACCAGUUGGACGCGCUAUCAUUGUCAGGUGGAGGUUGAGAAGAAAUUGAUUGAAACAGAGUCACAGAAGCAAUCCGGGUGUAUGACACAAUGAAUAUCAAAGACUCUCUGAAGACGAUGUUACCCCUUUGCUCUAAGAUAUUUGCCCAAUGGUGAAAAAGGGAUGACAACAAAAUGAUCAAAAGUAACGGUGAUGAGUGACUUUCUGCUUACAUCCGGUGUCAAAUUCAUAUAAAUACACAUAGCCUGCUAGUAUUUCUGAUGGAGCUUAACCGAUUAUGUAUCCUUCCAUUUAAGAUGGUCCUUUUGCAUAGCACUUUACAUUUAAUAGUUUUAUUAACUGUAUGACCACAGUUUAUAUGAGUACUGUAUAUAAGCUUGCAUUUGCAUCAUCUGCACUGCCCUCCAGAAUGAUUGGCAGCCUUAUUAAAUGUAGAUGCAAUGGGCUGCAUGAGAUAAACAACUAAGUAAUGAGCAAUAUUCACUGAAUUUGAGAAAAGGUAUGAAUCAGCAGGUGUUUAAAAUCAGCCCUUUUUGUUUGGCAAUGCUUAAAGGCAAUAUGUAGGUAACUCCUUGCUUCGCCUUAAGAUUCAGAACAAAUUUGACAUUUGAAAAAGGACAAUAGUGUUGUAAUUAUAGUUGGACAAUUGCAUUAGUUCGAAGGGGGGGUCACAUUAUGCUGAGCCCUGCAGAUCAGCACUUGUGUAAAGGGACUUAAUCAUAAUUAUUAGCAAUUUAGUUGAACUCACUCAGGCCCAAUGCCAAUUGGCAGCCAUGCUCGGCAGUAAAACUAUAAUUAAAGCUCCAAAGCUACAUUAGACAAGCACAGCAUUAUAUAAUUAUUCUCACAAGUGCACACGCCUAAGAGUUAAACACAUGAUUUCAUAUUUGAAGGGUAAUUGCAAAAUACAGACAAAGUGCGUUUACAAAGUGAAACCGGUUUGUUUUUAACUAACCUACAUUUACUGUGCACAAAUGUGUUGACAAAGAUACAACUCAUUACUUGCGUUGCUUACCUCAGGCUGAUCGUUGACUAUACUAAGAUUGUAUUCUGGAGGAAUGUAUUUUAUUUAAACAAAUCAAAUCUUUAUUAUGUGAUCUUUCUGCCUCUGGGUUGUGAGUAGGCUGGAUACAAAAGAAUAGUGCAGCUUCAGAGUGAGCUAACAGGCCUUCAGUGAUGACUUUUCUGUAUGAGGUACCUGGCUUAAGCUGGAUGUUAUGUACAUCAAGAGUAAACAUUUUGAUUAAAGCUGAAUGACUCGU
This is a messenger RNA of Gymnodraco acuticeps, 3534 nucleotides long. RefSeq names its product stonin-1. Gene Ontology annotation, cellular component: AP-2 adaptor complex; synaptic vesicle. The coding region runs from base 245 to 2365 and encodes 706 amino acids. Gene Ontology annotation, molecular function: clathrin-cargo adaptor activity. The record is from RefSeq and is a predicted model, not a curated record. Gene Ontology annotation, biological process: synaptic vesicle endocytosis; regulation of endocytosis; clathrin-dependent endocytosis. NCBI's taxonomy places the organism in Eukaryota, Metazoa, Chordata, Actinopteri, Perciformes, Bathydraconidae. The transcript has 4 exons.